UCAUCGUCAACAGCAGCACGUGCCUUCGUGUCUGCUUCACUGGUCCCCGAUUGGACAGCCAUCGCUGGCGGGGCUCGCAAGCAGGGAGCGGGUUCGAUUGCUGUUGCUGGCGUUGCCUGAUGUGCAGCCCAGGGGGGAAGCUGUUCGGGGGCGGGGCACCCGCCACUUCAAUCUUCGAUUUUAAGGUUAAGGAUGCUACCGCUGGCGAGGUAGACCUGGCCGACUACAAGGGUCAGAAGAAGGCGUUCCUCAUCGUCAAUGUGGCGAGCGAAUGAGGUCUAACCGCCCAGAACUACGCCGAGCUGGCGGCUCUCUACGGAAAGUACGCCGGCCUCGGUCUGGAGAUUCUGGGCUUUCCUUCGAACGAGUUCGCUUCGGAGGAACCAGGCACCAAUGCCGAAAUCCAGGACUUUGCCAAGGCAAGGGGUGCGACGUACCCCGUCUUUGCCAAGGUCGAGGUGAACGGCUUCGGCGCCAUCCCCCUCUACAAGUUCCUGAAGGACAGGCAGGGCGGGGGCUUGGACAUCUCCGCCAUCAAGUGGAACUUCGCCAAGUUCCUCUGCGAUGCCGACGGAGUGCCGGUGAAACGUUUCGACCCCAAUGAAAGCCCGUUUUCCUUCGAGCAGGACAUCGUCGACCUCCUCAAGUAAAGCCUCCGGCCGUGAUGCGCC
Messenger RNA from Ectocarpus siliculosus, 671 nucleotides. NCBI's taxonomy places the organism in Eukaryota, Phaeophyceae, Ectocarpales, Ectocarpaceae. The record is from the annotation of a GenBank genome assembly.